ACAAAACUUCCCAACCAGCCGAGUUACGAAUCGCAUUUGCACCAGUCGGUCCAGAUUUUUCUCAAAAGAAAAAAGGAAAAAAAACAAACAAAAAAACGAACAGCCGGUCCAGAUUCGAGGAGCAGGUAAGCUCCUGAAUUUCCGGAAGGAAGCGCUUCAAAACGACCAAAUCCCAACAAAGCCUAACAAGUAGCGGAGCGAUCGAGGCGGCCUAGCAUUAGCCGUCAGCAACGCCGACGCAUCAAAAUCUUCGCACCUCCAUCCAAUGGCGGAGGCCGCGGGCAGCAAGGCGCCGCCGCAGCAGCAUCCCUGCUGCAGCAUCUGCGCGGAGCCGACGGCGCCGUCGGAGUUCCACCGCGGCGGCAGUGCCUGCGCGCACGCCUUCUGCGGGGCGUGCAUCACGGGCCACGUCCGCGCCAGGCUCGAGUCCGGCCCCGGCGCCGCCGCCGCCGUGCGGUGCCUGGACGCGUCCUGCGGCGGCAGGCUCGACCCGGAGCUGUGCCGCGCCGCGCUCCCGGCCGACGUGUUCGAGCGGUGGUGCGCCGCGCUGUGCGAGUCCAUGUUCGUCGGCGCGCGCAGGACCUACUGCCCCUUCCCCGACUGCUCGGAGAUGAUGGUGGCCGACGACGACGAGGAGGGUGAUGGUGGGAAGCCCGUGACGCAGUCGCAGUGCCAGGUGUGCCGGCGGCUGUUCUGCGCCCAGUGCGCCGUGCGGUGGCACGCGGACGUCGACUGCGCCGCGUACAAGAGAGGGGACAGGAGCAGGGAGGACCUGAUGCUGAUGGAGAUGGCCAGAGAGAAGAAGUGGAGGCGGUGCCCCAAGUGCGACUUCUCCGUGGCCAAACGAGAUGGCUGCCUUCACAUUAUCUGCAGGUGUGACUUUCAGUUCUGCUAUGGAUGUGGCGCUAAGUGGGGGUCUGCUGGGUGUUCUUGUGAUGACGAGGAGCAAUGAUGAGAGUGAGGAUGAAGAUGAUCUCGUUGACAUGUGAGCAUGUGACCAUUAUGAUAUAUGUGUCACAUGCCUUGCUGUUAUGAAACUCAUACGGGUUAGAGAAAUAUUUUGAAGUAUUAUAUGGUCCGUGCGUGCUAGAGAAAUUGAAACACUUAAUGUUUUUGCUACAUGCGAUUCUGAGGUUUUUGUUGAUAGAGUAAACAUUGUUCUUCAGCAAGUGUGAAAUUGUCACAACA
Messenger RNA from Triticum aestivum (bread wheat), 1188 nucleotides. Its product is annotated as probable E3 ubiquitin-protein ligase ARI8. Gene Ontology annotation, molecular function: ubiquitin-protein transferase activity; zinc ion binding. Gene Ontology annotation, biological process: protein ubiquitination. Lineage: Eukaryota; Viridiplantae; Streptophyta; Magnoliopsida; Poales; Poaceae. Bases 266 to 952 code for a protein of 228 amino acids. The record is from RefSeq and is a predicted model, not a curated record. The transcript has 2 exons.